CGGAGAGUCUCCUUCGCCCAUCUGCCUCUCUCCUCAAUCUACAAAUGUAAAGAAGUUGGGCGCUGCUUCUCAAGGCGGUCCAAAAUAAAUAUUGAUUGAAGUAAAUUAGAAAAAAAAAAAAAAAAAAGGAGAGAAAAGAAGAACAGGAAUCGAUAUUGAGAUUUGAGAGCAUGAUUCUAGGGUUUCAAAUUCGAUUGUGGUCAGCAGUUAGGAGCAACCGGUGAAUUUGAUGUCGGAGGGCAAGAAUACGAGAGAAGAUGAUAAUGAGAAAGGGAGUGACAAUAAUCCAUGGGCGCGGUCAAACGGACAGUAUGAGGAAAAAGGCGAAGGCAUGCGACUUUGGGGAAUUUUCCUCUUCAGUUUGAUUGGAGCCACCGUCACCACUUUCGCCGUUGGGCAGUUUCGUAGGACAGCUGGUUGGUUCUAUACUCAGUUUGCUAGGUCACAAUCAUCAAGGAAUGGUGCAACUGGUAGUUCUUUUCGGUCAAGUUUUCAGGAGGAAGCAUGGAAAAGAUAUAAUCGUCGAAUGCAAGAGGAAUAUGAAGAAGAAAUGGAGAGAGUGGAGCGUAUAAAGCGUAUGCAGAGUGUAUUCAACCGAGAGAGGAAUAAAUACAAGAGAAGCUACGAGAGUUGGCGUGAAAAUGGUGAAGGUCCAUAUCAUCAACAUUUCCAGAGGGAUGACUGGUAUUGGAAAACUGAUACAUCCUACAAAUAUCAAAGGGCUAAUUCCAGGGAAAUUCCUAGAGACAGAACCAGUGCAAGUUAUCCACUAUCCCAUCACUAUUUAACUUUGGGUCUUGACAGGACAAGAGCAAAACCAUAUACAGAAGCUGAAAUUAAGAAUGCAUUCAGAGCAAAGGCAAUGGAGUUCCACCCAGACCAGAACCAAGAUAAUAAAGAGGCUGCUGAAGCGAAGUUUAAAGAGGUGAUGACGUCCUAUGAGGCUAUUAAGUUGGAAAGAAAGAACGGGAGUUCAUAAAUGGGAUAUUUGAAAUUUUCAACAGUGUACUUGAUAUUCCUUGGGAAGAAUUUGAAAAUUGAGUGAUUUAUUCUUGUAAUCUUAGGCCGUUUCUAAAGGGGUGAUAGCCAAUUUUGUUAGGCAUACAUAACCGCUCAUGUAUAUCUGAAGCAAGCACCCCCCAGGGGCAUGCAAUUAUGUAAAAUAGUGAAAUAAACAGAUCAUGGUCAAUUCACUGGUCUUACUCACUGAUUAAACACAAUGCAUACUCACAUUUUGGUAA
Vitis riparia (riverbank grape) is the source of this 1241-nucleotide messenger RNA. RefSeq lists its product as uncharacterized. Lineage: Eukaryota; Viridiplantae; Streptophyta; Magnoliopsida; Vitales; Vitaceae. The transcript has 7 exons. The coding region runs from base 230 to 979 and encodes 249 amino acids. The record is from RefSeq and is a predicted model, not a curated record.